AUGGCAACCAAGAAAGCUGUACUUCGAGCAAUGAAGCUCUUCAUUGUAGGCCUUAUUGUUCAAGGUGGUUUCUUCCAUGGCCUUCACAAUUUAACUUAUGGAGUUGACAUUUUGAGAAUACGAUGGAUGGGCAUAUUACAGAGAAUUGCAGUAGCCUAUCUGUUGGCUGCAGUAUGUGAAAUCCGGCUUAAAAAUGACGAUGAUGAUAGUGAUGUCUACUCUGGAUACUACCUAAUCAGGCGAUACCGAUUUCAACUGCUGGUGAGUUUGAUUCUUACUACCAUUUACAUGGUUCUCCUGUAUGGUUUAUAUGUUCCUGAUUGGGAAUAUCAGAUACCAGUGGCAGGCUCCAAGACCAAGUCCUUCUCAGUCAAAUGUGGGGUGAGGGGUGACAUAGGACCUGCUUGCAAUGCUGUGGGAAUGAUUGAUCGUCAAGUCCUUGGCAUCCAACAUCUGUAUCAACGUCCCGUGUACGAAAGAACAAAGCAAUGCAGCAUAAAUUCACCAGCUAGUGGCCCACUUCCAUCUGAUGCUCCUCCAUGGUGCCAAGCUCCUUUUGAUCCUGAAGGGCUACUUAGUUCUGUCAUGGCAAUUGUUACUUGCUUGAUCGGGUUGCAAUUCGGGCAUGCUAUCAUACAUUUUAAGGGUCACAAGAACAGAAUUAUACAGUGGAUGAUUCCUUCCUUAUUUCUAUUAGUGUUCGCCUUUUUGUUGGACUUCGGCUUUGGAAUGCAUAUGAACAAGGCCCUGUACACAUUAAGUUAUACAUGCUUCACCGCUGGGGUUGCUGGGAUUCUCUUCACUGGACUAUAUGUGUUGGUUAGAGAUCCAAAACUGUUCACUUCUUUCAAACAUUUCCAUUCAAUAUGUAUAAUUCUUUCAUCUAGGGAUACAACCAGAUAUGACUACUCACUCUUGAUAUCUACAGGUUGAUGUCUGUGGCUGUAGGAAACCAACCUUGGCUAUGGAAUGGUUGGGGAUGCAUGCACUUAUGAUCUACAUUCUAAUAGGUUGCAACAUCUUGCCAGUCUUUAUACAGGGAUUCUAUUGGAGGGAGCCUAAGAACAAUGUCAUGAGUAGCUUAAUCUAACAAACCCUUCCCUUGUGCCAGCUUUUGCUUUUACAAGUGCAUGCUAACCACAAACAGGGAAAGUGGAACAACUUUUUGUUGUUGUGAUCUACGAACAGCUGAAGGUCAUUGGCAUUUCCUGAAACCUCAACAAUAACAAGAGGAAUGCAGGAUCUCGUGACAUGUAACUUUUGUCUACAAACAAAAAGGGAAGGAAAUGUAUGCAAUUUCUUAGUUCAAGUUUCUAAUGCUUGCAGAACAGGAUCUGCUGUGUUGGUGUGAAUGCAUGAUCAACCAUGUUUUUUCUGAGCAUGUAAAAUGGAUAUUACAAGUUUUAUCAUCUACAAGUUUUAGCUCUGUGCAUUUCAAGCAUUACUUGCUCUACACUCAGGAUCACCAGAUGACACGAUAACUAUCAGUUUCUUUUACUAUUGAAUCUAGCAAAAGUGGGUUAAUGAUUCUACAAGGAAAAUGCCAUUCACAAAGCUGGGCAAUCGAAACUAGCCAAGAAAAACUGCCACGUGAUGACAUCAAGAUAAACACAAUUUGAACUUUCUUUGUGAGGUCUUAUGAUUAUGCAUGCAGUCAGAACU
This is a messenger RNA of Musa acuminata AAA Group (dessert banana), 1662 nucleotides long. RefSeq lists its product as uncharacterized. The record is from RefSeq and is a predicted model, not a curated record. Lineage: Eukaryota; Viridiplantae; Streptophyta; Magnoliopsida; Zingiberales; Musaceae. The transcript is spliced from 9 exons. Bases 1 to 933 code for a protein of 310 amino acids.